AUGACCUCAAAGGCCCCAUCGAGGCAGCUAACAGAUAUCUUGCGCAGGAACAACAAGGAGACGCUCCUGCGCAAUGCUGCGGAGUUGGCUUGGGUCUCCGCAUCAGUCUCGGCGGAGGAUUUACAGACACGAUUUCUUCGCAAUAUGCACCUCAUUAGUCCCAAGUCGCUGCGACUGCUCUGCGAUGAGGCCGUGCUGUCGCGCUGGUUCACUUUUGCUGUGUACAAGCCACCGUUCUGCCCGAUGCGUCGCAUGGAGGCCGGCGGGAACUACCAUCGUGUGUCAGUAGAGUCGUUUGUGGAGGCAGCGUUGCGCUCCCGCACAGUGCAUCCGGUGCUGCGGCGUGAGCUGCGCCCGGAGGAGGUGAAGGUGCGUGUUGUCAAUGACGUGGACGUGUACGCGUCCGGCCCGGUGGUGGUGACCGUGGCGGACUUGCACGCCUUUUCGACCUCCCUGCAGGAUGUGACAAUGCGGUACGAUGUCAUUGUCGCCGGCCACAUGCCGUUGACGGAGCCGCGCGCAGUGGAGGCCGGUCAUCUCUUUGCGCUGCGGUGCAGUGACGAUUGCGGUCUCCCUAACACCACGAGACGUGUCACACAAUCGUCGACGGAGGCCGCCUCGUCGUCGUGUGUCUGCACGCACCAGGUGAAGCGAAAUGCGUAUUACUCGGUACACCCUGUCAGCCUUGUGGAGUUUACCAUCACGGCGCCUCCCACCCCGCUUCCCCCGCGCCUUGAGACGUUUGUUCGCGAGCAUCUUGGCACCUUUGUUCUGGGCGACCCUGACGCCCAGGUGCCUGCUGCAAAGAUGAAGCGUACGGCGAGGAGUCCACACCCCACGAUGGCAGCAGCAGACGAGUCCGAGGCGGCGGCUAAGGCGGCGUGGAAUGUGGUCGCCAUGCAUGGCGACUACGACUUCCCACGUGUGUUUACGCAUCUGCGCGAGGUCAGCAUUAAUGCAGAUGUGGCAGAUGCGGCUGGCGGCGUCGCGGCGAAAAAGUCUAUUGAAUUUCACUGUCGCAAGUGCUUUGAGCCUAUUCUCCAGCGAGAGCGCGUCUAUAGUCCGAAGGGGCGGCGUAUCGGGCUGCUUGACGGUUUCUGGACUCCCGAGGCUGAGUUCCUGUGA
Messenger RNA from Trypanosoma rangeli, 1125 nucleotides. RefSeq lists its product as uncharacterized. The transcript has a single exon. The record is from RefSeq and is a predicted model, not a curated record. Lineage: Eukaryota; Euglenozoa; Kinetoplastea; Trypanosomatida; Trypanosomatidae. The coding region runs from base 1 to 1125 and encodes 374 amino acids.